UGAGUGCAGCAUUUUAUCACAAACCAUAAUAAUUCGUAUAUUUAUACCAGAUUUUAUACAUAAUCUUCAGAAAUGUUUUAGAGGUAUUCAGAACUGGGGAAAAGGGCCUACCUCAUCAAUCCAAUAAUGCCUUGCUCUGGUCCCACCAAUUUAUUUUUAAUAUACCUGAUUUAAAUAAUGUUUAAACAUCAACUGUAGGAAACUUUAUAAUUUUUAGUUUAGAAUGUAAAAUAACAUGUAACAAUCAUUACACACUCACUUAGAGAUUAAGGCUUAUCCACUUGUAAUAUAUUUUGGUUCAUAUAUAGCAGAUAAAAAUAUUUAGCACUCUUUGUGCAUUCAUUUAUUUCCAAAAAAAAGUAGUAGAACAUAUGAAUUCAUCACUGACACUUACCACUGAGUUUGCGUUCCUAUUUACAAUGAAUUGUUUAGAAUGAAAUAUUUUGAGAAUUGUUUUAACUUGCCACUUUCACAAUCUUAAUCAUUCCCCCUUUUUAAAGCUUGCAGUUACUAGCCUGUAACUUGUGCAACUUAAAUAACAACAACAGAUAUCAAACAACAAAGCAACUUCUGGCACCAAUUUUACUAAAGCCCUUUGGUCUUUCAUGCACCAAAUUGAGGCCGCUACCACUUUGCAAAGGUAUAGAAUUAAACAGAGGUGUUCUUCAGAUAUCUCACCUAUAAAUACUGUUCGCACCCAAUGUAAAUAAAUCAUCUUUUCCAAAAUUAGUUGAGUUUUUAAGCAUUUAUACUGCCUAUGCCCAGCAUUGGCCAUUGUUAUGACAGCAGCAAACUUGUUCUCAAGGGAGAGCUGUUAAGAUAGAAUGUGUGUACAUGUGAUAAUACCGUUUUGGUUGGCUGGAAACAUGCCAUAGAUUAUUUCGUUUGGAUUGUGUGAGAGGUGGCCUCUUUUCCACCAGGGUGUGCAGACCAAGUGGCCCAAGGCUCUUGGUGCUCAGUUAAGUUACAUUCAAGCAAUAUCCACCCUGUGGCUUCAAAAUGUCUUUGGGCCAACCUGCCCACCUAUAUAGCCUCUAGAUCAGGCUUUCCCAGACUCGGGUCUCCAGCUGCUUCCGGGCUACAAUUCUCACCAUCCCUAUACAGCAGGACCCAGUGGUCAUGGAUGAUGGGAACUGUAGUACGAAAUCAGCUGGAGACCCCAGUUUGGGAAACCCUUCUCCAGAUGAACUGGGGUGUACCUGCCUUAAGAAGCCCUUCCCUUCCUUUGACGGCAACCACCUGAGCUUUGCAGCACCUCAGCAAGUUGGAAGCCACUCUGCCCAUACCCAGAGGCCAACGACGUCUUACCGAAAGCCCCUUUUUGACCAGGCUGGGGACCGUGCUGGGGGAGCCACUCCGCCCGCUGCCAGCCCAGGACAACGCCGCCUCCCUUUGCAGCGGGAGACGCCUGUGAAAAAGCAAACACAGCCAGGGCGUGUCUCCCCCCAUGCAAUCUUCUCGAGGGCUUGUAAGCGACGUCUGGAAAAGGGGCCCACAGAGGCGAACUCCUCCUUGGCUGUGGGUGGGAAAGCGACGCCGCUCGGCUCAGAAGCUACUCCGGCGCCCGGGAUUCCUUCUCUGUCAGCAGCCUUGCCCGCCCGAACGCCCUCCGGACGCGUCGCCUUUUUGAGCCCUCGCGCUCCCCGUACCCGCGGCAGGCAGGGGAGGAAGCGUCAAAAUGGCGGCGGGAGGAGAACUUUUCGGAGUGAGCGGCGGCGGCUGGUUUGAAACGGGGGCUCUUCUCCAGGUCUUUUAGAACUCAGGAAGCAACAAUAGCGAAGCUCCCUCUAGAAAAUUUCCAAAAAUGGAGCUGUCGAAGUCUUCGGAAUUCUUUCUCAGUAUGUCAGUAAUCCCUGGCAGUUAUUGAUGAAGCAACGCUACAGGAGGCUGCUUUUGCUUCACGUUUAUUGGAGGGAAUUCAAACAGUUAUUUCCUGUGAACUGGAUGCAAUCACUACGAGUCAGCUUACAUGUGUAGAUCAUUGCGUUACUGUGUUAGCCACUGUCUCUAUGCAGCAAUGACAAGACUAGAUGAGGCGAACCGAGAAGUGAACAUGCACUCAUCUGUCCGGUAUCUGGGCUAUUUAGCCAGAAUUAAUUUAUUGGUUGCAAUAUGUAUGGGCCUUUAUGUCAGGUGGGAGCAGACAGCAGAUGCAUUAAUACUUGUAAUUUUUAUCCUGGGACUUUUUGUUCUUGGAAUUGCCAGUAUACUUUAUUACUAUUUUUCAAUGGAAGCAGCAAGUUUAAGUCUCUCUAAUCUUUGGUUUGGAUUUUUACUUGGCCUUCUCUGUUUUCUUGAUAAUGAUUCUUUUAAAAAUGAUGUGAAAGAAGCGGCAACCAAAUAUUUGCUGCUGUCUUCCAUAAUCAUAAGAAUAUUGUUUGCUUUCGUGCAGAGGAUAUGUGGCUGUAUUCAUCAUCGACCAACUUUGCUGACAACAGUUGAAUUUCUUGAGCUGGUUGGAUUUGCAAUUGCCAGCACAACCAUGCUGGUUAAAAAAUCCAUGAGUAUUAUCUUGUUGGUGGUGGCUUUGGCAAUGCUGAUUAUUGACUUACGGAUGAAGUCUUUCCUGGCAAUUCCAAAUUUGGUAAUCUUUGGAGUCCUUUCCUCUUGGUUAUUUUUUCCAUCCCUACUCAUACCAACGAACCCAUUCGCCUUGGGAUGCUUUUUCAGCUGUCUAAUAACGGAUCCUCUUCUUGACAUUUACUUCAGUGGACUUUCAGUUACAGAACGUUGGAAACCCUAUUUGUAUCGUGGUAGAGUAUGCCGGAGAUUUUCAGUCAUUUUUGUUGGCCUUAUCGAACUUAUUUAUUUCAUUCUUUCAGCCCUGAAACUAGGCGAUUUGGAUGUCUGGUAUUUUGUGAUACCUGGCUUUUCCAUUUUUGGAAUUUUCUGGAUGGUCUGCCACAUCAUAUUUCUUAUAACUCUCUGGGGAUUUCAUACAAAAUUAAAUGACUGCCACAAAAUAUAUUAUACACACAGGACAGAGAACAACAGCCUGGACAGAGUUAUGGCAUCAAAAGGAAUGCGUCAUUUUUGUUUAAUUUCAGAGCAACUUGUAUUUUUUAGCCUUCUUUCAACAGCGGUUUUGGGUACUGUAUGUUGGCAGAAAUUCAAUGGAAUCUUCAUGAGUGUGUUUCUGAUUGUCUUGCCACUAGAAUCCAUGGCUCAUGGACUAUUUCAUGAACUGGGCAACUGUUUGGGAGGAACAUGUGUUGGCUAUGCAGUUGUGAUUCCUACCAAUUUCUGCAGUCCUGAUGGCCAAGCAACACUGCUUCCACCUGAGCAUGUACAAGAGCUAAAUUUGAGAUCCACUGGCAUGCUUAAUGCCAUCCAAAGGUUCUUUGCAUAUCAUAUGAUAGAGACUUACGGCUGUGAUUAUUCAACAAGUGGAAUUUCUUUUGACACCCUUCAUUCUAAGUUAAAAUCUUUUCUUGAACUUCGGACCCCUGAUGGACCCAGACAUGAUACCUAUGUGUUAUAUUACAGUGGCCAUUCUCACAGCACUGGAGAAUGGGCGCUUGCAGGUGGUGAUGCAUUACGGCUCGACACACUUAUAGAAUGGUGGCGAGAAAAGAAUGGCUCUUUUUGUUCACGGCUUAUUAUACUGUUGGACUGUGAGAACUCUCAGCCGUGGGUUAAAGAAGUAAGAAAAGUCAGCGACCAGUAUGUUGCAGUUCAAGGCGCAGAACUGGCCAAAGUGGUAGACACAGAAGAGUCAGACCUCCCGCACCUUGGUGAUUUUACUAGAGAAUGGGUUGAAUACAACUGUAAUCCUGACAACGACAUCAGCUGGUUUGAAAAAGGGCGUACUGUGAAAGCCAUGUAUGGCGUGUCAAAGCGGUGGAGUGACUACACAUUGCACUUGCCAAGUGAAAGUGAUGUUGCCAAACACUGGAUGAUAUAUUUCCCACGCAUCACUUACCCACUGAUUCAUCUGGCAAACUGGUUCUGUGGUCUUAAUAUCUUUUGGGUUUGCAAAGCUUGCUUUAGGUGUUUGAAAAGAUUUAAGAUGAAUUGGUUUCUUCCCACAGUUUUGGACACAGGACAAGGCUUCAAACUCGUCAGAUCUUAAUUUAAGAACCAAAGAUGAUAAGAACUGGGAACUCAUAGAAAAUAUGACUGAUUUUUAUUUUUAACAGUUUACUGUUUGAAGAAACUUUGCUACUUUUGUAGCUGUAUUCCCUUUGCUCAUUGUCCCGAGCAACUAAAGUAUUUGCAAAGGGUUUAGAAACCUCAUUAGAAAACAAAAAGCAGCAAAAGUGUUAAUUGUUACUGAGCUGAAUCUGAAUUCCAUGAAAGUUAUGAAACAUGACCAUGUCCUUGAGAGACUGGUUUGUCUGCACACUUGCACAAAUUGAUUUAAAUUGGCACAGUUUCCAUGCUUUUUACUGUUAAAUUCCUGAUGUGUUCUCAGCACACCACUUGGCACUCAUAUAUAAAAGGAAGUAAUUAGGAUCAUACGUUGCUUUGAUAAAUUUCAGGCUUCCAGAAAUAACAAUGAACUGAAAUUAAAACAAAGCAAAGAACUAUGUCAGGAAGCUAGUAGCAGUCCAGGAAUGCUUAAGUGAAUGUAAGUUUGAUAGCCUUUUUUAUUGGAAUUCCAUGUACUUAGAACAGCAGCCUUACAAGAUGCAUAUAUGGAAACAACUUUCAUUGAUGUCAGCAGUAUUCUUCGAUGGCAAGGCAUGAGGUUGAACCCAAAUCUUAGCCAUCCAUAAGCAGAAAGACUCCUUCCAUCAGUGGAAGGCUUUUGAUCCAGUUCAGAACCUGUUCUCUCCAAUAGAUCAUGGUAUUACAGUUUUAGAAUUCCUUCCAAUGCUCCGGCACAGGUUUUUUGAGGAUGCAAAGGGCUACAGGAAAAGGAAGCUCAGCAAAAAUAUUCCCCACUUUCUACCAGUGGAACACCCCCUGUAGAACUCCACUUCUGCAGUAACAAAAUCUGGAUCCAAGCCAUCAUGUUUCAUCUUGGAUAUCAUAGUUAAUAUCUUCAUCAGAGUUUGUAAUGGCCUCACUUAAAAAUGAUACAAAGAUAGGCAGGGCCUUGAAUUCACUAUUGUUGAAUUCAACAAAGUUGGCUUGGUAUCAGAUCAGCUUUGUUGUCUUCACUUAUAUUAAUCAGGUGGUAACGAUCUCCUGAAAUAUAUUUCUCUCCUCAGACUGAAGCACAUUAUCUUUCUUUAUGUAAGGGAACACAAAAGGCUGUUUGUGGAAAAGAAUAUAUGUUCUUGCCUCUUUGAGGCUUCAAAAUCUGGCCUUAAUCAUUUUAAAUUGCAAAACUGGAAGGGGUUGAAAAAGGUGCUCAUAUGAGAGAGAUGAUAUGAGUACUGUAACUGCCUUUUGAAUAUUUCCAGCUGUUGGGUUUUGGCUCAUUCUAUUCAUUUAAAUAAAAGCUAUCAUCCACAAAUAUUUUUAUCACUUCGCUAGAACUGCCAGAUCUUAAAACUAAAAUCCCUGUAAACUAGUAUCACACCCCCACACGUUUACUUUCCAUGUGGAAGUUCAAGUGUCAAGUUUCUCUGUCGUCUAUCAAAUUAUAUCAGAACUCUGCUUCAUGAAAGAACACAUACUGAGACACACGGUGCCUUGAAAGCACAUUUGAAACACAUGUUCCACUUCAAAGAAUUAUAGGCCGCCAUAGUUUAGUCCUCACAGAGUUACAAUUUCAAGCAACCAUUAACAAACUACAGUGCCUAGAAUCUUUGAGGGGGGAAAUGUGCUUCAAAUGUGCUUUAAAGGUAUAGCAUAUAUGCAGCCCGAGGCAAGGAUGGUAGUGGGUAUGUAUAAACGUGACUACACAUCCAAAUUCUUACAUUAACUUUUUUAAGGGAAAGUUAUAUUAUUUUUAGCUACCUGUCAAGCACUGCAAAACAAGUAUUCACUAUUUAAUGCAUUAAGAGCAAUUCACAUAUCCAGGCAAUUUGCCAUAGAACAUUUGCUGAAAACAGCCAUUUAAUAAUAUUUCUGCACUAAACAAACCUUUCUCUCACAUAGAUCAUGGUAUUACAGAUUCCAGAAUUUAUUGGUAGCAAUUUCUUCUCUUGCAUAGCCUAUCCCAAUGGCAGUAAUAACCUGCAGAUACCUAUGUUCCUAAACUAGAUGUUUGCACAGAGAGAUAAUGAAGAGAUGCUGGUGAGAUCAACUGUAGGUUUGUCCGGCACAAAUAGUAACAAAUAUCAGGGCCCCCUUCUCCCACGACUAUUAUUCUGGGAUGGAAGUAUGAUCAAAAGUCAGGGAGUGCUGUUUAUUCCAAAAUGAAAUGAAACGUGUGCACAGUUAACUGAGGGAUGUCAGAAUUUGAGGUAAAGGAAGACAUUGAACAAGUUGAAUGACUUGUCACCAAUAUAUGACGUUUAUUAGACACGUAAGCAGGCCCAGAUGAAUUCAAGGAGAAUAUUCCUACCCUGACAAAGUGUUACUGGGUUUCUAUUUUCAAGUGCAAGUUCAGCCGAAAUGUCAUGUUUUAUUCCAGAUUAAUAGUUUCCAACAACCUACAUCACAUUAUGCUGAAUGGAGUGAACAAACUAGAAAGUAAAUGAUUUACUGACACCCAACAUUUUGUGUGAUUCUUUUGAUACUGUUUGAGAAUGACAUGGUUCUGUGCAGAGAUUAGCUUGGCUCUUUACAUUUCAUUUUGCUUCCCUUUUAUACUUCACAUUUCCUAGAACGUGUAAAUGUUCAUGUCUCCAAAUAGUUUUCAUCUAAUUGAAAAGCAGAUAAAUGAUCUCGGCAAAAGGAGGAAUCCAUUUCCUUUCGCAUACAAUUGCACUUUCAUCUGUUCUAAUUUCUUUAGCAGUGCUUUGAAACUUCCUCAACAUUGAAAAUGAAACAUUUCUGUUGGAUACAUUGUGCUUCCUUUGGAUUAAUCUCACUAACAUUGAGCUAAACCAGAGUGUUAAAGGAGUUUAUUGGCAGCAAAUGGAUAACAUUACUCUUAUUUUUUCCCCAUUGUUACCACUCAGUUUUUUUUUAUUGAAUUUGUUCUAUAAAGGGAUUGUUUAAAUAUAUGUGGCUUUUUUGUAUGCUUCUUUUUAAAUUUUGAUUUCUCAAGUUCUACAUUCAGUUACCUUUUCAGGUAUUCAGUUUCAUGGUCUUUUUGUUUGUUUUAUUAUUUGUUAUAUUCAAAAUAAAAACCACAAUAAGAUUGACUGAAAGUAA
Molecule: messenger RNA, 7155 nt
Organism: Podarcis muralis (Common wall lizard)
Lineage: Eukaryota; Metazoa; Chordata; Lepidosauria; Squamata; Lacertidae
Gene: TMEM168
Product: transmembrane protein 168
Source: RefSeq, a predicted model, not a curated record